GCUAUUUUGUGAGUGCAACAAGCAACAGCCCUGCAACCACAAACUCCGCUCUAGUCUGCUUCCUCUCUGCUAGCAAGCAUGGGCGAGACACUCAAGAAGGAUCCCGCGAUUGAAAGAUGGGUGGAGAUGCGACACGACCUAUACCGCAACUUUCGGUGGACGAGCAAAUCAACACGACAGGUAGCGAUGUGGGGCGUUGCUUUCCCCGUUGCUCUCUACUACCUCGCCUAUGCGACAGAGGGAAAGUGGCAGCUGCGCGGCAAGACUCGAGGAGAGUCAAUCACCGAGAAGUAGGCUGCUCUCUUCUGUAUCUUGCUAUGAGGUUGAAGACGGUACAGAUGCAGAUGGAGCAAAGACAGACGAUAUUAUACUAUACGACUGGUUCUGAAGCGGUCAGUGUCAGUCUGAUGUUGACCGGCUAUCCAGCGCACCUAGAUCAUUCACAUCACGAUCAUUCUCUCCAAUGCUGCUUGAGACUCUAUCCGCAACUACGCCAUGUCCUGCCAGUGACAAUGAG
Messenger RNA from Protomyces lactucae-debilis, 517 nucleotides. RefSeq lists its product as uncharacterized. The transcript is spliced from 3 exons. NCBI's taxonomy places the organism in Eukaryota, Fungi, Ascomycota, Taphrinomycetes, Taphrinales, Protomycetaceae. The record is from RefSeq and is a predicted model, not a curated record. Bases 79 to 294 code for a protein of 71 amino acids. Gene Ontology annotation, cellular component: mitochondrion.